GGGAGCUCUCCGUGCGAUUGGUUGGAAACGGAAUUCACACGAGUGUUACCGCUUUAUUUUCAAGGAAAUUCCACAGCCUUUCGGUCAGAAAUUCCAUAGCCUGAUUGAGAGGAUAAGAAGAUGGUUGCUUCCGUGAGGCCGUGACAGAGGGAGGGAAAGGGGACGCCUCGCCCUUUUGAAAACAAAAUCUCGACUCGGGACCUAUUGCGGUAGGGGCGGAGCGACAAUUCUCGCGCUCGGACCAGCUGCAGCUGCGCAGUCACAUUUCCGUCCCCGCCCCCGAUAAACUGCAGAACGUCUGUCAUGGUGGCCGGGAUGUUAGGUUUGUGCGGCCGCCGCCUUUUGGCGGUGGCGGCGAGGCGAGGGCUCCCGGCUGCCCGUGUUCGCUGGGAAUCCAGCUCCUCCAGGGCUGUGAUCGCCCCGUCCGCUGUGGCGGGAAAGCGGCCGCCGGAACCGACUUUACGCUGGCAGGAGGACCCAGAUCCCGAGGACGAAAACCUCUACGAGAAGAACCCAGACUCCCACGGUUAUGACAGGGACCCUGCUGUGGACCUCUGGAACAUGCGGGUCGUCUUCUUCUUUGGCUUCUCCAUCAUCUUGGUCCUUGGCAGCACCUUUGUGGCUUAUCUGCCUGACUACAGGAUGCAGGAGUGGGCCCGCCGGGAAGCUGAGAGGCUUGUAAAAUACCGAGAGGCCAAUGGCCUACCCAUCAUGGACUCCAACUGCUUCGACCCCAGCAAGAUCCAGCUGCCAGAGGAUGAGGACUGACCGGUUACUGAAAGGGGCUUAAGAAGCACCACCUUCUCCACCCCUUGUCUGCCAUUCUGCCCUCUCUUCAGAGCACCUAAUUAAAGGGACUGAAACUGUGA
This is a messenger RNA of Delphinapterus leucas (beluga whale), 869 nucleotides long. It is a transcript of the gene NDUFB11, whose product is annotated as NADH:ubiquinone oxidoreductase subunit B11. Gene Ontology annotation, cellular component: respiratory chain complex I. The record is from RefSeq and is a predicted model, not a curated record. NCBI's taxonomy places the organism in Eukaryota, Metazoa, Chordata, Mammalia, Artiodactyla, Monodontidae.